Messenger RNA from Gordionus sp. m RMFG-2023, 765 nucleotides. Its product is annotated as endoplasmic reticulum junction formation protein lunapark-B-like. The transcript has 7 exons. The record is from RefSeq and is a predicted model, not a curated record. NCBI's taxonomy places the organism in Eukaryota, Metazoa, Nematomorpha, Gordioida, Chordodea, Parachordodidae. The coding region runs from base 1 to 765 and encodes 254 amino acids.
AUGGUUAAACGUGGCAUAGGUGUUUCCCUGACUAUGGAUAUUAAGAUAAAACAACUUCUCAAACAAAAGAAUGAUAUACUAAAUAAUGUAAAAGAAACAGAAACAUACAAAAAUGCCAUAGAAAUUUUGAAUAAAUUUGAUCAACACAUAAUAACCAAUAAACAAGAAAAUAGUUUACUUAAUAUAGACAAUGAUAAUUUAAAAUUAAGGAAUAAAAUCAAAUCAUCAAAUUUAGAAGAAAUAGAAAAUCAUAAUUCAAGAUUAAGGAACAAUUCCCACAAAUCUAUAUCAAGUAACCUAGAAGAAAUAGAAAAUAAAAAUGUAAGAUUAAGGAACAAUGCCAACAAAUCUAUAUCAAAUGUUAUUGAAGAAAUAGAAAAAACUCCAAUGGUUAAUGGCAGAGAUCAUAAUAUCCUACGGUAUGUUCAGAAUAAUUCCGCGAGCGAUGUUCAACCUAAAACUCCACGCCCAAUUUUACCGGCAUCAGUUGUCAUUUCAAAAAGAUUAGCCUUCGAUAAAGAUGCAAGAUUAAAAUUCCAAAACUCGAAAAGUUACGCUGAUAAGUUAUUGGAAUACAUCAUCGGAGAUGGGAAUCCUACUUAUAGAUAUGCCUUGAUAUGUUCCGAAUGUUUUUGUCAUAAUGGAAUGGCCAUGAAAGAAGAGUCAUCUGCAUAUAAUAGCUCCCAGGGAAGUCCUUCACGCAUUUCUUUAGCCACCACAUCCAUUACUAAGAUAAAUAAUAAUGGACUCAGCACGGAUCCUUGA